ACCGCCGCCAGCGGGUUGGUGGGGAUUGUGUUUACAGCGUUGCAGGGUGGAUGCUGAUCUGCUCGUUGCCUUUACGACCAAACUGGCUCACUACAAUGUUGUGUCAGCUGACGUUUGACUGCAUAUAAGUUGCGGUGACACAGGUGUUUUCCGCAUCCUCCUCGCCCUCGCUCGCGUCUUCCGUUCAUGAGUGACGCGGCCGAGCGGAAGAGCGACAGCCAUGGAUGACAAGGGCUCGGCAGGGAAGAUUAGCGUGUCCUCGGACUCGGUGUGCACUCUCAACAGCGAGGACUUUGUCCUGGUGUCCCGGCUGGGCGACGAGACGCCCUCGUCCACCAAUAACGGUAGCGACGACGAAAAGACAGGGUUGAAGGUGAUUUCAAAGGAAGGGGUCAGCUUUAAGAUUGUGGGGAAUGGAAGCGAGCAGCAGCUCCAAAGGGAGUUAGAGGACGUCCUCAUGGAACCGUCGGUGGCCCAGGUGGGCGUGGGAGAUCAUCACGGCCUCCUCGCCACGACGGCCUCCCCUGUAGCGCCAGGCGCUGACCCGCUAAGCACGCCCUCCCCCAAGGUGGAGAUGGCGCUUCCUGUUCAGACGGCUCAGGAGAGCGAGCUGAACGAGCGGUCAUAUCGAGGAGACGAAUCCUCGUCAGACGGCAGCCCGGGCAGUCCCAUCCCAGACGAGGACAGCGUGGUCUUCAGCCAGCUGACAUAUCUCGGGUGUGCCUCGGUCAACGCCCCCCGCAGCGAGGUGGAGGCCCUGCGCAUGAUGAGCAUCCUCAGAGGGCAGUGCCAGCUCCCCUUGGACGUCACCCUGUCGGUGCCAGGCGUGUCGGAAGGCACUGUCAGGUUGUUGGACCCCCACAGCAGCACAGAGAUCGCCAACUACCCCAUCUAUAAAAUCCUGUUCUGCGUGCGGGGCCACGACGGCACCCCGGAGAGCGACUGCUUCGCGUUCACCGAGAGCCACCACAACACUGAGAUCUUCAGGAUACACGUGUUCCGCUGCCAAAUACAAGAGGCGGUGAGCAGGAUACUGUACAGCUUCGCCACGGCAUUCCGACGGUCCGCUAAGAAGGCGGCGCUGGCGUCCCAGCAGGCCGCCCCGCUCACGCCCGACAGCGACUUGUUUACCUUCACUGUCAGCCUGGAGAUCAAGGAGGAUGAUGGCAAGGGCACGUUCAGCGCUGUGGCGAAGGACAAGGACAAGCAGAGCUUCAAGCUGCGAGCAGGAAUGGGCAAGAAAAUUGUCAUUUACGUACAGCAGACGUCCAACAAGGAGCUGGCUAUUGAGAGGUGUUUUGGCCUUCUGCUCAGUCCUGGGAAGAAUGUAAAGAACAGUGACAUGCACCUUCUGGACCUGGAAUCAAUGGGAAAAAGCUCGGACGGGAAGUCUUACAUCAUCACAGGAAGUUGGAACCCCAGCACGCCCCAGUUCCAGGCUGUGAACGAGGAGACGCCCAAAGAUAAAUUCAUGUAUAUGACCACGGCGGUGGACCUCGUCAUCACCGAGGUGGAGGAGCCGGUGCGUUUCCUCCUGGAGACGCGGGUCAGGGUGUGCUCCCCCAACGACCGCCUCUUCUGGCCCUUCAGCAAGCGGAGCCACACCGAGACCUUCUACCUGAAGCUGCGACAAAUGGAGCGCAAAGAGCGCAAGAGCCCUUCCUCGGACACGCUUUACGAGGUGCUGAGCUUGGAAAGCGAGGCGGAGAGAGUGAAACGCAAGACUACAGCGAGCCCUGGCAUUCUUCCUGGCGGGCCUGGUUCUGUGGUUCCCUCUCCGCCUGAGGACGACGAAGAGGAAGAUAACGAUGAGCCAUUGCUGAGCGGCUCUGGCGAUGUCUCCAAAGAGUGUGCAGAGAAGAUCCUGGAGACCUGGGGAGAUUUGCUAACCAAGUGGCAUUUGAACCUCUCCGUGCGGCCCAGACAGCUUCCGGCCCUGGUGCGGAGUGGCAUACCCGAGGCGCUCCGUGGGGAGGUGUGGCAGCUCCUGGCCGGCUGCCACAACAACGACCACCAGGUGGAGGAGUACCGCACGCUCAUCACAAAGGAAUCCCCACAGGACAGCGCCAUCACCCGGGACAUCAACAGGACCUUCCCAGCUCAUGACUACUUCAAAGACACAGGAGGGGAUGGACAAGAUUCCCUCUACAAGAUCUGCAAGGCUUACUCGGUGUAUGAUGAGGAGAUUGGCUACUGCCAGGGACAAUCCUUCUUGGCUGCUGUGCUCCUGUUGCACAUGCCCGAGGAGCAAGCGUUCAGCGUGUUGGUGAAGAUCAUGUUCGACUACGGCCUGAGGGACCUGUUCAAGCAGAACUUUGAGGAUCUGCACUGCAAGUUCUUCCAGCUGGAGAGGCUCAUGCAGGAGUACAUCCCUGACCUGUACAACCACUUCCUCAACGUGGGCCUGGAGGCUCACAUGUACGCCUCCCAGUGGUUCCUCACGCUCUUCACGGCCAAGUUCCCUCUCUACAUGGUCUUCCAUAUCAUCGACCUGCUGCUGUGUGAGGGCAUCAGCGUGAUCUUCAAUGUGGCUUUGGCGCUCCUCAAGACGUCCAAAGAUGAUCUGAUCCAAGCAGACUUCGAGGGCGCCCUCAAGUUCUUCCGUGUUCCUGUUCCCAAACGGUAUCGCUCUGAAGAAAACGCAAAGAAGCUGAUGGAGCUGGCUUGUAGCAUGAAGAUCAGCCAGAAGAAGCUGAAGAAGUUUGAGAAGGAGUACCACACCAUUAGAGAGCAGCAGGAGCAGCAGGAGGCUCCCAUCGAGAGAUACGAGAGGGAGAACCGUCGUCUGCAGGAGGCCAACAUGCGCCUGGAGCAGGAGAACGACGACCUGGCGCACGAGCUGGUCAGCAGCAAGAUCGCCCUCCGCAAAGACCUUGAUAAUGCUGAGGAGAAGGCGGACGCCCUGAACAAGGAGUUGCUGCUGACCAAACAGAAGCUGGUGGACUCCGAGGACGAGAAGAGGCGUCUGGAGGAAGAGUCGGCGCAGCUGAAGGAGAUGUGCAGGAGAGAGCUUGACAAAUCGGAAUCGGAGAUUAAGAAGAACGGCUCCAUCAUUGGGGAAUACAAGCAGAUUUGCUCCCAGCUGAGCGAGCGUCUGGAGAAGCAGCAGACGGCCAACAGAGGAGAGCUGGAGAAGAUACGCGCCAAAGUUGAAGGCUGUGAGAAAUGCAGCAGCCUCUUCAACAAAGAAGGCCGCGUCAGGGCGGUCCUGGCGGCGGCGGCGGAGGGAGCGGCCGCCCCCGGAGGUGACGAGGAGGCGGACGAGGAGAAGGAGGGCCUGAAGAACCAGCUGAGGGAGAUGGAGCUGGAGCUGGCGCAGACCAAACUGCAGCUGGUGGAGGCUGAGUGCAAAAUACAGGACCUGGAGCACCAUCUGGGUCUGGCCCUGAACGAGGUCCAGGCGGCCAAGAAGACCUGGUUCAACAGAACCCUGUCCUCCAUCAAGACGGUCACGGGCACCACCCAGGGCAAGGACACCACUUAACACCAGCCCACCACCACCACCCGCAUCCCCCUGCCCCUCCUCCGCCUUGACCUAAAACUACCUACAACUUUCUAGUACAUCCAGUGGAGGGGGAGGGGAGAUGGAAGGAGGGGGCGUGCUCAUCACUACAAACCCCUCCCCUCCCUUCCCCCUUUUUACAUGACUCCAGCUGGUGCACUGAUGGGAGGGGCUUAGAAAAAAUAAACAAAAAGUUCCUGCUGACAAGAAGCAACAAGAGGAGGAGCCUAACUGUAACCAUGGUAACACACACUCCCUCCUUCCUUCCAUUCUUCUUUCCUUCCUUCCUUUCUUACAAAAAAAAACUACUGGCACAAACUAAAAACAACAGUUUUGGGUACAAAUAGAUGCUUUUUUUGGUAAUAUUAUGUAUAAUAUACAUUUCUUUUUUCUAUGUUUGUUCAUCAUGUAAAGUGUGUGUGUGUGUGUGUGUGUGUGUGUGUGUGCGUGUGCAUGUGAGUGCAUUGGUAAUCAAAAAGAGAAAAAGCACUAAGGUUGUGAACGUGUGCAUGCGUGGACCACUUGUUAUUGUGUGUGUGUGUGUGUGUGUGUGUGUGUGUGUGUGUGUGUGUGUGCACGCACAUGAGAGAGAGAGAAAACGUGGAGGUUGAUGAAGAUGAAAAUGUAGCAUACGAGAUGCACGCAGACGUAAAAAGUUUAUUUGCUCAUAACCUCCUCCUCCCUCUGUGUGUGUGUGUGUGUGUGUGCGCGCGCGCGCACACGUGCGCUAAAAUGAAACUCUCAUGCUUGCAAAGACACUUUAGUGGAAAACAAACAAACACACACACACACACACACACACAAUGAAAUUGUAACAAUACAAUUUCUCCUCCAUUGGAAAUAAUGGGAAUACAAAUAAUCCGUUCCAGGGUCAAACUGUGGCCAUCAUCAGCCCGUUGUGAAGUUUACAGGCACUGUUUGAAGUCUGUUUGUUAACACUAACUGUUAUGUAAGUGUAAAAGUAAGUCAAGCACUGUUCCUAGUAGAUUGUGGCUAUACUUUAUUUUAAAGGAAAAGUGCACUUUUUUAUUUUGCCCCUCAUCCACCAUCCUGAUGUGAAACAGUGACCACACGUCUUUCCCUUUUCUGUGCGUUCUACAGAGAGAAAACCAGCUAGCAUGAGGGUGCUAACAAUGCACGUCAUGGGACACACCUAUGUUGAGUAUAAAGUCCUAAAAAAACCCGCCAACAAUGUUCCAUUUACAUAACAUGACCUGCAUAGCAACCAAGCUACAGCAAGACUGUUAUUGUAGGAGUUAACACGAAGCACUAUUUUCUAGCGUAGUGACACAGCGCCUCACACCUCUCCCGAGAGCUAACGUGCCCACUCCAAAAGAAUGCGAUGGGACACCAAUCUGUACUGACUGGGAAACAAGAACAAUCAUAUGGUAAACUAGGAAUAGACCACUUUAGCCCACAUUCCAUGUUUUGCUUGUACACGGCUAGGUGGACAGUGUAUACAGCUGUGAUAUCAAUGGGGUUGGGCAUCGUGUCUCCAGCAUCGAUGGGAACCAGGACUAACAUCCUGAUUCUCCUGGGAUCGUUGACAUUUUUUUAUUUAGAUUCCUUGGAUCGAUGCCCAUUCGCCGACCGGCGAGCGGUUGACUCAGAGCAACAUUUGCAACACAGUGAUAUCAUGCGAAGGACGGAGCACAAUCAACUUGAUUAAUGUUCGCACAUUAACACAGUAACACAGUGUAACACAGUACCUCGUCUUUGAUGGCUACGUCGGACUUCCCCUAAGCAGUCAGAAUGAGGGAAGUCAACAAUAAACGACGUCUGUCUCAUGCCAAAGUAAGCCAGGGUUUCGGGAUGCUUGCUGAUGUGGAAGUUGGAGCUGUGGCUAGGCAACUUUAUCCUUUGCAAAGUACUCACAGUACAUUGCACUUUCACAAUAAGAGUGCUUUGGGCUAUAUCUUGUUUAGUUGUGUUAACAAAAUAAGGGUGUCAUAAAAAAUAGCUUAUGUCAACAUUGGGGCAACAAAGUACGGUAUACUAUGUUUCAAAAAGUAAAGUCUUUAAUGAAAGUGUACUCCUUUCAUACCAUUUAUUGUAUAUUCAAGUUGAACAUACUGGUUGAAAAUAGCCCUGGAAGGAACUCAUGGUAUCGUUGAUAAAAUCAUUACACAGAAGUUCAGACAUUCCAUCCAACUCUGGUCAGCUCCCUCAUUUAAACUGUGCACAUUUUUUUUAUCACCCUGCCUCUAUAAAGCAUCGCAAUCGAGAAUCGUUAGGAACCCGAAUCGUUCAAAUUCAAACGAUGCCCAACCCUAGAUAUAAAGCACUAUGUGCUCCAUGUAUCACAGUCAAUAUCAUGGUGACUUACUCCAUGGACAGUUGUCCGUCUGGUCCAGCUGGCCUGGGGUGUCUUUUCCAGUUGAUGGUGGGUAGGUUGUUGUGAUGCAGUCUCUUGGAGCAGUGUCCUCCCCGCCAUACACACCAAGGCUUUCCAUCCAUGGCAACACCGUGCAGCGGAAACACUCCAUUCGUGUCGGCAUGGCUUGGCAUUUAAACUGUGCAAAA
Dunckerocampus dactyliophorus (ringed pipefish) is the source of this 6025-nucleotide messenger RNA. RefSeq names its product rab GTPase-activating protein 1. Lineage: Eukaryota; Metazoa; Chordata; Actinopteri; Syngnathiformes; Syngnathidae. The transcript has 27 exons. The record is from RefSeq and is a predicted model, not a curated record. The coding region runs from base 221 to 3484 and encodes 1087 amino acids.